Contarinia nasturtii (swede midge) is the source of this 1678-nucleotide messenger RNA. RefSeq lists its product as uncharacterized. The record is from RefSeq and is a predicted model, not a curated record. The transcript is spliced from 4 exons. NCBI's taxonomy places the organism in Eukaryota, Metazoa, Arthropoda, Insecta, Diptera, Cecidomyiidae. Bases 342 to 1247 code for a protein of 301 amino acids. Gene Ontology annotation, cellular component: mitochondrion.
AAUCUAUCGAAUAUAUGUAUGUGUUUUUUGUCUUUCACAUACAUCUUCUCUAGCAUGACGUAAAGUGUAUUUUAUUUCAUCGUGAGAUGAUCACAAACGUGUACUGCCGAAUUAAAUUAGUAUUUGUUUAGGUGCGUGAAUGUUUGGAUUAUAGCGAGAGAGCAAAAAGCGUUGGAUGAAGUAAAAUCAUGCUUUAAAACAAAACCGAAACAAACCAACGCAAACCAAUUCUAAGUGGUACAGUCGAAGUGAAUCAUUCCAAUUUUGUGUAAUUUUCGGAGAAGUUUUUUUCUUCUUCAAAAGAUAGUGAACGUGAUAAUACAAAAAUAAGCAGAUUUGAAAUGUUUGGAAUACGAAAAUUAUCGAAGUUAACGCAACAAUUAAUCAAAACGAAUUCAACGAUUGCAGCAAUAACUAAUACAAAUGCAACGGUAUCGCUACACACACUGUCAAACCAGUCUGUUAUCAGUCACGUAAAAGAUACACAAACGGCAUGCAUCGCUUAUCGUCAUUUCACGCAUUCGACUGUUAGGCACACUGACAAAUCAUCAACAAACGCAACAAAUAACACACCAAACAUUGGCGAAUAUGAUACAUUGACCGAAUAUCAUGCAUAUGAUAUGAUACAUAAAUUAAGCGAUAAUGAGCGGGCAUCCUUGUCGAAGGCAUUGAACAAAUACGAUUCUGACAAAAUUAAAUCGAAGUUUCAAGGAAAGCUUGCAUCAUCUAAUUGGCGCCUAAAAUUCGGACGCCGAACUAAUGAACAGCUUGGGUCUGUGGAUCCAACAGGAUCCUUCUGUGCUAUGCCCGAUGAUUGGAUUAAAAAAAAACUGGCGGAAGCUGCCAUCAAACCAUCAAAUGAUGCAUUAUUCAAAACAUUCAUGGUGAGUGGGGUGCCAUUUGUGGGAUUUGGAUUUUUGGAUAAUUUCUUUAUGAUUAUCGCUGGCGAUUACAUUGAAAGUUUGAUUGGUGUAUACAUUUGUAUAUCAACAAUGGCAGCUGCUGCGCUGGGAAACACGAUCAGUGAUGUAUUUGGAUUAGGUCUCGCCAGUUAUGUAGAACAAUUUUGCACAUUUAUCGGCAUUGUGGCACCAGAAUUAACACCAACACAACAAAAUAUGGCAGUUACUCAACGAGCUGGAAGUUUGGGUCGUGUGUUUGGCAUAACAAUUGGUUGUUUACUUGGAAUGUUCCCACUUCUGCUGAUGAAGAAAGAAUCAAAACCUGAAACAAAUAAAAUAAAUUAAAUCGAUGUGAAACAUGUGAAACUGAAUCGUAGGAGAAUCAAACUCAACUGUCCUAGCUUAUGUCGUCAUUAUUUUAUUUAUUAGUUGCAUUUCUUCGACUCGAACUGAUUUUAUUUACGCAUGUGUCUUACUCUCACUACCUGAUGAACUGUUUUAAAUUCGUUUUGCACCGAUGUCUUCUAUUGAAUCAAUGUAGAUAGCACAAAUCUUUUUUAUCUUACACUAUAUAAACUCUGUAUAAACUAGUAAUUUAUUGUUUUUAAGCUACGUGUAUACAUGAUUCGAAUUUAUUGUAAGCUUAGCAGCCAGUCUCAAUAUAACAUUUUAUCGAAUUUUAAUUGACUUCCAAUGGCAAACUCUAUCGCCUCUACGUGCAAUCAAAAACUAAAUACAAAUAUUGACGAAAUAAAUGAAAGCAAUUAUAGAUUGAA